AUGGCAAAUGAGAAGUGUGGUAUAUGUCUUGAUAAUGUUGCUAAGUACAAAUGUCCAAAAUGUGAAGUGAGGUAUUGCUCUUUGGCUUGCUAUAAGGAUUUGCAGAAGCAUAAAGAUCCGGAUAUGGAAGAGACAUCGCUACCCGUUGUGUCCGAGAAACCUGUAACAAGCGAGUUCCCGACGGAUGAGGGUACUCAUGACAAGAAUACUCUUCCUCUUGCCACGGCAUCGUUGGACAGGAUUUACGAAGAGAGCCCUGAAUUAAAAGAACUACUUGGGUACAAUACUGUGAAAUUCCAUUUGGCAAAAGUCUGCAGGAUUUUGGCCACUGAUGUUGCUGAUACUGGUGACUCCUGCAUGAAUAUGAGCAGCGAUAUGAGCAGACAGCUCGCAAUAGAUUACUUGAAUACUCUGCGGUAUGGCGGCAUUCACUAUAACGAAGCAAUCGAAGAAUUUUGCCAAAUAUACUUGUCAAAGGUAGAGGAAGGCAUAUAG
This is a messenger RNA of Zygotorulaspora mrakii, 495 nucleotides long. RefSeq names its product Hit1p (gene HIT1). The transcript has a single exon. The record is from RefSeq and is a predicted model, not a curated record. Bases 1 to 495 code for a protein of 164 amino acids. NCBI's taxonomy places the organism in Eukaryota, Fungi, Ascomycota, Saccharomycetes, Saccharomycetales, Saccharomycetaceae.